AUGGCUGCCAACGAAGUUGUCCAAGCAGGCAUAGCAGCUAUUUACGAAUUAUUAAAUCAAGAAAUCAGAGACAUUUUGUCAAAAUUUGACAGAAAAUCUAGAAAACGUCGGUUUUGGGUCAGGACUUGGAUAUUGCGAAGACAUAAAUUGGGCGUUUCAGGAACCCUGUUCAAGGAGCUGGCUUUAGAGGACAAGGAUGCCUACAAAAAUCAUUUGAGAAUGUCCGAAGAACAAUUUCAAGGACUUCUUCUAAAGAUAAAAAGCAAAAUACAAAAACAAGAUACCAUUAUGAGAAGAUCUAUCAGCGCAAAAAUAGCACUUAUUUCUUCUUUUGCUGAUAUAAGAGGAUCAGAAAUCAAAAGUAAAACUGCAUUCAAGCAUGAAAAUGCUGAUGAACAACUCAGGCUCAACGCGAGCUUUUUUUUUCAGAAGAGACCUACACUGGACAGAAUGUUCGCUUCGACGUCACAAAGAAAUGAUGAUGGUUUGCGGGCGUCUUACAAUAACUCGUUACUUAUAGCAAAAUCCGGAAAACCGCAUACUAUCGGAGAGAAGUUAAUUUUGUCAGCCGUUGAAGAGGUUUUAAAAACUGUUUUACACAAACCUGCAUCUGAUAUCAUUAAAAGAAUUCCCUUAAGCAACAAUACUGUUGAAAGACGUAUUGAUGAAAUGAGUUCUGAUAUUGAAAACUUCUUAUGUAAUUAUUUGCAAACGACCAAUUUCUCUAUACAACUGGACGAGUCAACUUUACCUGAUAAUGCAGCAUUAUUAUUGGCAUAUGUUCGUUUUAUUAUGAAUCAAGAAAUCUACGAAGAACUGCUCUUCGCAAGAACUUUGAUAACCGACACUAAAGCAAAAUCCGGAAAACCGCAUACUAUCGGAGAGAAGUUAAUUUUGACAGCCGUUGAAGAGGCUUUAAAAACUGUUUCACACAAACCUGCAUCUGAUAUCAUUAAAAGAAUUCCCUUAAGCAACAAUACUGUUGAAAGACGUAUUAAUGAAAUGAGUUCUGAUAUUGAAAGCUUCUUAUGUAAUUAUUUGCAAACGACCCAUUUCUCUAUACAACUGGACGAGUCGACUUUACCUGAUAAUGCAGCAUUAUUAUUGGCAUAUGUUCGUUUUAAUAUGAAUCAAGAAAUCUACGAAGAACUGCUCUUCGCAAGAACUUUGAUAACCGACACUAAAGAACUCCAAAGCUCUAAAGAGAGCAAUAUGGUUUCCAGACCUAGCCAGACAUCGAUGCAUCAGACGAAAGAAUUAAGAGGUUAUUUAAAUUCUUUUUAA
Acanthoscelides obtectus is the source of this 1284-nucleotide messenger RNA. Lineage: Eukaryota; Metazoa; Arthropoda; Insecta; Coleoptera; Chrysomelidae. The record is from the annotation of a GenBank genome assembly.